AUGUGCAGCUAUAGUCCCUAUCUCUUCGAUUUCGUCGUCACGCUUGGUGGUGAUGGAACAGUACUCUUUACCUCAUGGCUCUUCCAACGAAUCAGUCCUCUUGCCCUCACAUUUGCACUCGGCUCACUAGGAUUCCUUACCAACUUUGAUUUUGCCGACCACCAGGCUGUCAUGGAUUCUGCUAUCGACUCUGGUAUACACGUCAAUUUGCGAUUGUGA
Messenger RNA from Desarmillaria tabescens, 219 nucleotides. Its product is annotated as ATP-NAD kinase-like domain-containing protein. Gene Ontology annotation, biological process: NADP+ biosynthetic process. Gene Ontology annotation, molecular function: NAD+ kinase activity. The record is from RefSeq and is a predicted model, not a curated record. The transcript has 2 exons. NCBI's taxonomy places the organism in Eukaryota, Fungi, Basidiomycota, Agaricomycetes, Agaricales, Physalacriaceae. Bases 1 to 219 code for a protein of 72 amino acids.